This is a messenger RNA of Rhizopus microsporus ATCC 52813, 616 nucleotides long. RefSeq lists its product as uncharacterized. The record is from RefSeq and is a predicted model, not a curated record. The transcript is spliced from 4 exons. Bases 1 to 597 code for a protein of 198 amino acids. Lineage: Eukaryota; Fungi; Mucoromycota; Mucoromycetes; Mucorales; Rhizopodaceae.
AUGGUCAAAUACGACAGAAAGCACCAAAAGAUUUCUAGUCGAUACAUCGUUGUAGGUUCAGGAAGAAGAGAUCUUUUGUACUUUCAAGACAAGGUGUGGAAGACCAAACAAUACCGUCAAACACUGCAAGGUCUCAAAGCCCAAGAACUUGAUGUCGUCAAUACCAUAUCCGUAGAACAUUUUGGCCGCUUCCUUCAAGCCAGAUCUGAACACUCUGCCGUUCCCAGUGAAUUCUAUGAACAUACCAUCGCAAGACGUUGCAACAGAUACUUCCUCUUUCACAAGAUCCACCUUUCAGCGUACUUCAGCAAACAACGUGCUGAUCAAAUGCGUAUUCAGAAUUCAUGCUCCAUGUUUGGAGAAGAGGAUAUCGCAUCACUUGUAGAUGUACCAAUCUAUACUGUAGACCUGCCAUGGCAGCACCAAAUAGAUAUUGCUUAUGGAACAGGGAUGGUGCUACUUGCUCCAACUACGUGCAAAUCCUUUGGGGGCUUUGAUAUAAUGGAAUUGUUCCUCAUAUGCUUCGCCGGAUUGCAAUUGCUACUACAUAAUGUCGAAGAUGAGCAGACAAUCAAAAACAACCAAGAACUAGAAUAGGCAUAGAUGGUAAUUCUCU